This is a messenger RNA of Haemonchus placei, 1146 nucleotides long. The record is from the annotation of a GenBank genome assembly. NCBI's taxonomy places the organism in Eukaryota, Metazoa, Nematoda, Chromadorea, Rhabditida, Trichostrongylidae.
AUGCGCUUAGACUGUUUGGAAAAACGACUAGCGAAAGCAUUUGGUCAUUACAGUGGCCUAGUAGUUCUGUGUCCAUUGCCAUUCAUCCUCAUCCCUAUUUUCAUCACCAUCGGCCUCUCUACUGGGCUUGUAUGGCAUGGACAAGCAUUUAUGAAGGAUGAGCUCGAGCUCUAUACGCCAACUGAUGCCCAGGCCCGUGUUGAGGUGCGCGAACUCGAUUCCUUGUUCCACAUCAAUGAUUCGGAUCCGUUCUACGCAACCCGGAGAUAUGACAUAAAACGAGCAGGUUAUAUCAUCAUCACCCAUCGGGAUGAAGACGAAGACGUACUGAACCCGCUAGUCAUGCACGCAGCCAUGCAACUGUGGAGUAUUGUUCAAUCACUGACAGUAGAAGACAAAGACGAUCGUCGUAUCAACUAUCCAGGGAUCUGUGUAAAAUUUCCUAUUCCACCUGAGUUCGUCCGCACUUUACACAAAUUCUUCAGCUCGAAUAUGACCACGCCUGACCAAAUCUGCGUCUCCAAUCCUCUGGUGGAAAUGUUCAAGCUGCUGCUGGUCUCGGAUCGAUCGUUUGUGAACCAGUCAAUCGAUGAGAUGACGUUGGGACAAAUCACUGAAGCUAUUCACCUCGAUGCCGGUAGCAUCAUUCAUCUACUUGGUGGAGUCACACUCGACAGCGAGAAGAGGAUUGCAGGUGCAAAAGCGAUGAUGCUGCCGUACGCAUUACGACAUUCGGCACGAGGUGAAGACUGGCUGGCAGAACAGUGGGAGCUACGGCUUGCCGACUUCCUACUUCAUUACGAUUCACCAGUGAUCCGCGCAAACUGGUGGACUUACGAAACGCUGGCUGCCGAGAGUGCUAGGGAUCGCAACCAGUUGAUCAGAAUGCUCGGCCCAUGCUUCAUCGCGGUUUCGCUUUUCACUAUAGCAAUGUGUUGCGUAUUUUCAUGGAGGAGAUCGAGGCCUUGGCUUGCCAUCGGUGGUGUCAUAUCCGCUGCGAUGGCCAUUGCUUCUGCCAUAGGACUGCUACUUCUACUGGGAUUCGGUAUGACCAGUGUCGCCUACUCAAUGCCGUUCAUCGUCUUCUGUACGGUUUCUCCUUCAGCUUUUUUCGAAACUUUACUUUUUUCGAACAUCCGAGGAUAG